AUGGCUGAAGACAUCACCACCCCUGACGUCACACCAAGGGCCAACACGAACGACGUCCCCGAAGGCUGUGGACUGGCUGACCCAGGGCACACUGACAAGGAUGGAGAUCCCUCCAUACCUACACCUACCGGGUACAAGCGGCAUCAUGAUGAUCACCAUCUGCCUGGUACAGCUGAAGCUGCAGUAUGUGUUGACAACGGACAAACAAUCAACAUCACCUCUACCGAUGUUGCUUCUAGUCCACGAACUGACGAAAACGAUGAUGAUGACAAAACUUUCAUCAGCGUUGAGGCUGAGAUUGGAAAACCAAUCGAAGAUGACGCGGAUCUGGAGCCAUACGCUGUCGCACACGAGUUCCAGAAUACGGCGUACGGAACAGCAUGCAACACAGCUGAAAAUGAUGCUCAGCAGGCUGCAAACGAUAUCGCCAACGUACCAGUAAACCGACUCUCCCUAAGUGCAUAUCUGAGUUCCAUACAAAACGCCCUGAACUGGAAUCCGAUUUACAGGCCAAACGUACCGCAACAAGCAGCUGGCCAGUGUACUUGUGCCAGGGUUGGCGUUGCUGUUAUAAUAUUUGCUUUGUCGGCGGUAUUUAUCUUUGUCGGGAUCUGGUUAUAUUUCAACGACAACGUUCGGGACGUUAAAAAGCCGACACAGGUUGUGAAUACUACCUACACCCCUGGCCACCCUGCUGUGGACACUACCUACACCCCUGGCCACCCUGCUGUGGACACUACCCACACCCCUGGCCAUCCUGCUGUGGACACUACCUACACCCCUGGCCACCCUGCUGUGGACACUACCUACACCCCUGGCCAUCCUGCUGUGGACACUACCUACACCCCUGGCCACCCUGCUACCUACUACAUUCCUGAUGAACCAAUACACGCAGCUUCUAUGAGGAAGUGGCGCGACGACUGGCGUUGCGGUCAGGGUUACCCAGCAGAGAACGGUCACCCCGCUGAAUGUGACCUUCGCGGUGAACGGCCAUGCUGCUCCCCGGGAGGCUGGUGCGGGCCAGACUGUGACUGCCAGGGUUGUGUCGACUACAGGAUCUUCACGGACACGGGCACAGUGGUCAUCUUCAACCGCAUGGACUGUUGUUCGGAACGACUCAACCCCUUCAACAUCCACAUCGGGGAUUCCGACCAGGUCAGUGAGAACCCCAAGUGUGGUGGUGAUCAUCACAUCGGCAUGGGCCGGCCGUCCAUUACCGUCUCGUGUCAGGGGAUGAAGGGGCGCCACGGCUAA
This is a messenger RNA of Branchiostoma belcheri (Belcher's lancelet), 1254 nucleotides long. RefSeq lists its product as uncharacterized. NCBI's taxonomy places the organism in Eukaryota, Metazoa, Chordata, Leptocardii, Amphioxiformes, Branchiostomatidae. The record is from RefSeq and is a predicted model, not a curated record. The coding region runs from base 1 to 1254 and encodes 417 amino acids. The transcript has 7 exons.